Messenger RNA from Schizosaccharomyces octosporus yFS286, 2553 nucleotides. RefSeq names its product iron sulfur cluster assembly protein. NCBI's taxonomy places the organism in Eukaryota, Fungi, Ascomycota, Schizosaccharomycetes, Schizosaccharomycetales, Schizosaccharomycetaceae. Gene Ontology annotation, molecular function: 4 iron, 4 sulfur cluster binding. The coding region runs from base 159 to 1505 and encodes 448 amino acids. The record is from RefSeq and is a predicted model, not a curated record. The transcript has 2 exons.
UAUUAAUAAAAGUUUUUGGGAAACGAAUCAUAUAUUAUAGAAAUCUAUUUUAUCUAUAAUGCUCCAUUAUGCAUAAUGUUGUUUCAUUGCACUGGAGCUGCUUGACUAGAGAUAUCCAACCAUAAAUCCUGGAUUUACCUGUAGUGUAAACAAAUGCUAUGGUUUUGUUGCUAAGAAAACCAUUUAGGAACUCUUUAAUAUAUUCACAAAAUUACUUUGUUAAAAGGUUGUCACAGUAUAGCCAUGAAGAGCGACUGUUUCCAAAUUUACACAAAAAGGAGAAACAGCCGAUUAAAGAUGCCAUAGAUGAACGAACAAGACUUGGAAUUACAAAAAUCCUAAAAAAGGAUCCAAUUGACAUUAUUAAAACCAUAGAAAAAUCGGGUCUUAAAGGAAAAAGCUCGGGAAUUCCCACGUUUCUGAAAAUGCUAAAUGUAAGAGACGAAAUGGCCAAGGGUCAUAGCAGCGAAAACAAACGCAAGCCAAGCAUUGUCGUAAUAAAUGCAGCCGAAAACGAACCUGGGACUUUCAAAGAUAGAAUGCUUAUGACUUAUGAACCGUUGAAGAUCAUCGAAGGCGCAUUGAUUGCUUCUAAUGCUGUAGACUCAACUCUUUGCUACAUAUAUACUCGAAAAGAUUACUACGCAGAAAUGAUCAACUUACAAAAAGCAGUAGUACAAUCAUAUGGAAGCAAACUCUUAGGAAGAGACAUUCUUGGGACUAAUACGAAACUGGAUAUUCUUAUUCAUCCGGGUGCGGGUACUUAUAUCACCUCUGAAGAGUCAGCUUUAUUAAGAUCUCUUGAAGGUCAUUUCCCUAUUGCAAUGCAAAUGCCUCAACCAAUAACUACAAAGGGUUUAUUUGGAUUACCGACACUUAUGCUGAAUUUGGAGACAGCGGCAAGUUUAUCUAGUAUCAUGAAACAAGAACUGUCAAGUAACGAAGUUGAAAACAAUCAUCAAACUAAACUGUUUUGUAUCACAGGAGACGUGAAUAACCCAGGAAUAGUAGAGGGAAAGUUAUCUACUAGGUUGAAAGAACUCAUCGAAACACACGCAGGAGGUGUAAAGAAUGGAUGGGAUUCACUGGUUGGCGUAUAUGCUGGGGGGCCAGCUUCAGGAAUAUUAAACAAGGAGCAAUGUGAACGAACGACUAUGGACUAUCAGACUUUAGAAGCACUUGGAUGCUGUCUUAAAAACGGAUCACUUAUUGUGCUCAAUGAUCACAACGAUGUUGUUAAUAGUCUUCUCAACUUUUAUAAGUUUUACUCGAAAGAAAGUUGUCAUAUAUGCCCUGUUUGUCGUCCAGGAAUAGAAGACGUUGAGGAUGUAUUGAUUGACUUACAGCAUGGAACGGCCAAUUUCAAUGAAAUACAAAAUAUACUUUCACGUUUUCAACAACCACCACAAGAAGGUAUAGUGUGUGGUUUUGCUGAUAACUUUCGACGCCCAUUUCAGACUUAUGUAAACAAUUUUCAGCAUGAUCUAGUCCGACGAACACGAUGAUUACAUACAUUUAUUUCUGUUCAGAAUAAUAAAUUAAUGAUUUUAGAUAUUUAAUUUUCACUCAGAAUCCUCGCAAAUAACUUGAGUAAGAUACUGACCGUUCACUUGAGAAUCGGCGACCCCCAAUUCAUUCCAAGUGUGUACACCGGUACCUAGAUUUCCAACAAACACAGAAACACCUGCACCCUGAUCGACAAAAGCCGCUUUUGCUAAAGUAGUGUUUACAGCUCCUAAAGCUAAAGUCCACUUUGGUUGAACAACAGCAUCAGAUUGUUCGCAGGUGUAACCAGAAGGUAUAUCAAUGGAAAGUACAAGGACAUUCUGAUUAUUUAUCCAAUUGAUCAAAGAAGUUGUUUUUUUGUCAUUAGCGGGGUGGAAACCGCUUACAGUAUCAACAAUCAGCUCAAUAGGUGAAGAAAAUCUAUCCACGAAUUCGUCAAAUUUUUCAUUUGGUAUAUGUCCUCCUGCGGCUAAAAACAUGAGUAACUGUUUGUUAUCAACGUUAUAAGGCGUCAAUAAACGAAGAACCACAUUUACGCCAAUAGCACAUAACCUUCGUCCAGCAGCAACGGCCGCUGAUGCGUGGUCAUGCUGACCAACUACAAUACAUACUAAAGGCUGUGAGUUAUGGUUGGAAGCUGUGAAUCGUUUAUGUCCACCCAAGACAGAAUAUAUGAAUUGGGAAAUAAUCUGAGCAGCAUUUUCAAUAACGAUGUCUGUACUCGUUUUCGCAAUAGCCAACGCUAUAGCAUGAGAAAGAACAUCUGGCUUUACUGUGGUUAAUUUUUCACCAGAUAGCGUCUGUAGAAAGGUGGGAGCUAAGUGACUAUGACACUCCUUUUUCUGUUGUUGAGUUUCAUGAUUUGCCUCAACUUUAGAAUUUGAACCUUUGGAAGAAGAAUCAUUAAUCAUCAAGGAAGCCAAGGAAGCAUCAAUAUUGUUUUUGAAUUUCUUGGUAAAGGAAGGGCUUGGGUUUUUUGAGUCUGAGGAAAUAUCUUUUUCGUUAGAAUCCAAAACAUUUUCAUUAGGAUGAUAAUUUGUAGGAUGG